AGAAUUUCGGAAGAGAUUGAAAGGAAAACACACGGCGAUAUCAGAAAACACCGCAUUUGCUAAAUCGCUACUGUUAAUCAUAUUUUGCUGUCAAAUGUUUUUAAUUGACAUUUUUUGAUUGUCGCUAUUGGCCAGUGUAGAGAUUUGUGCAAAAGUUUUUUAUAAUUGGUAAUCGCAUGCUACCUGGCAUAAUAAUAUAGUGGCUUGUGUAGUGAUUGAUGGUAGCAAAGAAACAUUGAUAUUUCAAGUGCCGGUGCGAUGCGUAAAACUCGUUCUCAAACUCAGGCGGAGGCCGCAAUGGCAAAUGCCGGACGUACACCUUCCACAUCCAAUUCACCAUCCAUUGUUUCAUCGACGGAGAACAGUGGAGCACAAAACAUGAGCACGAGUAAUCGCAUGCCUCAAAAUAUCCAGAUUGCUGCCGUAAGUGCACAAAAGCGUAUUGUGCAACAAACGGAGCAUUUCAAAAUCAAGGAAUGUGAGGAAAUGAUAAAUUUGCUUCGCGUAGUAGAGCUGCAACAGAUACUAUCAUUUUUGAAUAUUUCGUUUGCUGGGCGUAAAAUUGACUUACAACGGCGCAUCAUUAAUCUAUUACAUACAAACUACGACUUACUGUCUCAUAAAAUACGUGAAGUUUACACACAAUCAAUAGCGGAGCAGCAAGCUCAGCAGUACGGGCCAACAGAUCCAAAAAGAAUGUAUUCACACAUGCAAAUGCCACAAGUGCAGCCCAAUCCAGCAGCUGGUCUGCCUAAUGCCGGUCAACCAACAGCUGUUGGUGCCCAACCAAUCGCCGGUGUACCGCCGACUGGGCCCGGCGUUGCCAACAAUAUGGUACCGUUUAUGAAUCCCAUACCCACACAUAUACCGAUACAUCCAGACGUACGUCUUAAGAAACUAGCUUUUUAUGAUGUACUGGGUGUGCUGAUUAAGCCUUCAUCACUUGUGCCGCGCAAUACACAGCGUAUACAAGAGGUGCCCUUCUACUUUACAUUGACACCACAACAGGCCACAGAGAUUGCAUCAAAUCGUGACAUACGAAACAGUAAUAAGAUUGAGCAUGCCAUACAGGUUCAGCUACGUUUCUGCUUAUUAGAAACAUCAUGCGAACAAGAGGACUGUUUCCCGCCCAGUGUCAGUGUAAAGGUCAACAACAAGUUGUGCCAACUGCCCAAUGUCAUUCCAACAAACAGACCGAAUGUGGAACCAAAACGACCACCACGGCCCGUCAAUGUUACAGCAAAUGUAAAGCUUUCGCCUACGGUUACCAACACAAUCACAGUACAAUGGUGCCCGGAUUAUACGCGUGGCUAUUGCAUUGCCGUAUACUUGGUGAAGAAGCUAACUUCAGCGCAAUUAUUGCAUCGCAUGAAGACCAAGGGCGUCAAACCAGCCGACUACACGCGCGGUUUAAUUAAAGAGAAACUCACUGAAGAUGCAGAUUGCGAAAUCGCUACAACAAUGCUUAAAGUUUCGCUGAAUUGUCCGUUGGGCAAGAUGAAAAUGUCCAUACCAUGCCGUGCAUCGACUUGCUCGCAUUUACAAUGUUUUGAUGCUAGUCUUUACCUGCAGAUGAACGAGCGUAAGCCUACAUGGAAUUGUCCAGUGUGCGAUAAGGCAGCUAUUUACGAUAAUCUGGUCAUUGAUGGCUACUUUCAAGAGGUGCUUGCCUCAUCGCUACUUAAACCCGACGAUACGGAGAUACAAUUACAUAAAGACGGCUCAUGGAGCACACAUAGUUUACGUAAUGAGGCUCAAAUAAUCGAUACGCCGACAAAGCCGGUUGAAAAAGUCGAAGUCAUUUCGGAUGAUAUCGAAGUCAUUACCACAGAGGAUGUGAAAAUGGUUAAAGCUGGCGCACCACCUGCCAUUGCUAAUGACCAGCCCACAUCAACGACAAACAGUGAAACGGUGGAUUUAACGCUCAGCGAUUCUGAUGACGAUAUGCCGCUGGCCAAGCGGCGUCCCACCAUUAAGCAAACUUCUGCCGCUAGUGCUACAAAUUCGGCGGUGUCCACAUCUAACAUUAACGGCAGCGGCAAUGGCAAUGCUGCUGGUAACGGCGGUCCCAAUGCCAGUCAGCGUAAUGCUUUUCAACCGCCACGAACUGGCUUAAACGUUUUGGCAGUUUUAAAUGCUUUGACUCGAGCAACGGAAAGUAUGCUCCCGACACAAUUUGUGCAGGAAAAUUCAACCGUUGAUAUCGUUUGUAAUGGCAACGCUGCCGGACUACAGAAGAGAAAGACAUCGGCGGAUUGUCCGAAAGAAAGUGGUGCACCAAAAAGAGUACGAACAGAAAAAUGUGAAUCCAUCGAAUCAACAAUUGUGGCGCCGAUCACAGCUACGGGCGAGUUGUCUGCUAUUACCAAUGUACCGAAGGCUAUCAAUGCACCAGUGAAAACUGCGACUGCUACAACGAAUUCCAAAAAACUGAAAGAAACUGAAGAUUGCGCAAAAGCCCUUAGAGAGCGCAGAAAAGCUCUGAGGGAAAAGAUGUUGGCAACUGUGCAGAAGCUUGAAAAUGUUAGUAGUACUACUAAUUCGACAAAGUCAACAAUUAAGAGCAAAUUGAGCUCGUCAACGACUCACAUGCGAAAGAAAUGAUAUUAUAUAGGAAAAGUUACAUCAAGCAGUGCAUUAUGUUAAAUUUAAAGUUAAGCGCGUUAACUGUCUAACGCAAACGUCUUUGCAGUUGCCAAAGAAUUUCCACGUUGAGUUAAUGAAGUUCAUACAUUUGUAUGUAGUAAACACAAAUGUUAAUUGAAGAACUAGUGCUAUCACUCUCUCUUAUUUUCGAAAUAUCAGGUUUGUUUCUGUAGUGCUAGUAGCUAUCAGCUAUAAAUAAGAAGAAGAAUGCGAAAAAUGUGACAAGUUACUAUCAAAAAGCGAAAUACCGAAAAAGUAAAGAAACCGCAAAUUAGCAAGAUUUUUCCAAAAGUAAUCAAUAAAUUAGUCAAUAAUUAAAUUAAUCAAUAACUUCUUUUCGCAUCUAAAAUUAACAAAAUCCAAACAAAUGCGUCAAACAUCGUUUGUUUACAAUGGGCUUUAACAGCCUUUUCUUCAAAUGAUAAUAGCUGUUUUCUUCUAGCAGAAAUUUCAUUAGUAGAAAGUUGCAGCCCUCUCUACUACUUACUACUUUCUUGAUAGCCAUUUAGAAACAAACCUAUUAUAUGUCAUAUGAAAUGUAAACACUUUCAGUGAAGUGUGAAACCGUAAAGAAAAUGAAAUAUACUCACAUAUUGUUCAUUUGUAAUGUAUUGACCGCUUUGAAACCAUUUUCCAAAUUCAAAAACAAAAAGUUUAGAUACGCACUACCCUACCGUCCAGCCUUAACACUUACAUACCAAGCUACUUUGCGUUGAUCGUAACACUUUUGUGUUUACUAUGACAUAUUUUUGAAUUUUUUCUUACAAAAUAAUUUUUGUGUGAUUUUCCGCUCAAAAAUUAUUUCAAAAACAGCAAAUACAUAGUUCAUCAAAAUUGAAUUGUUACAAAAAAUUUUUCCAUUGCAUUUGCAAAUUUCGGUACUCACGUAAAAUUCCAAACCAAAAACCAAUUCCAAAAUACUACGUUGCCGCCGCAGCAGCAUCAUCAACAUCCAACAACAACAAGCUCAGCAAACGCUUCCAAACAGCAAACAACUGCUUGUCUACACUGCCACGCCCUUCAAGUUCACCGCGCGCUUGCGAAGUUGUGUAAAGGCAGUGCGGAGCAAGAAUUCGCCACAGUGACGAACACAACCAACGCACACUCACACACUCGCCGACAAUUGCGACGCCAUGCUUUUAGAGUUCGAAAAGGUGCAGCGUUAUCAGAAGUUGAUCGAGUCGAGCGUCAUAGUGCUGAUCGGUUUGUUUAUGCAUCUGAAUCGCAUCAGCAUAAUCGAGUUGAAGUAUUCUCGUUUGCCACUGCUGACGCCCAACGUUGCUUCCAGUCUAUUUGUAUUCUCUGUGCUAUGUAUUCUCACGAAAUUGCGUCCACUUUGGCCGAGUGCAUUGCGUAAGCCGCAGCGUGCAUUGAUCUUCUUCAUUGAAUUGUCACUGAUUUUGUAUGCCAAUGAUUUUCUAUUGCGUCAAGUGUGGUUGCCUAGUUUGAAGUUGUUGAAUUUUAUUUGUCGCUUUCUCGGCCAGUAUGUGAUCGUGGCGAAUGAGUCGUUUUUGGCCAAUAAUGCGCCUACAUUGUCGUCGUGGAUACGCAAUGACGCCUUCUAUAUGGCACGUUUCCUACUCGCUGUCAUUGCUUUCGUCUUCAUGAUCGACAUAACGGGCAUAUUGGAGUUCACAUUGAAUGUUAUACGCCCUAGUGAUAGUCAUGCGAUGCGUUAUUUUUGUGGCAACAUCGAUGAUGACACAACCGAUCCGUUGGCAGCAUAUGCUUACGAUGAGGCCAUAAUGGAACUCAAUACGCCCUCAAUACCCUCAAGCGAUACGCAUAGCCUGAAUAAUAGUCUGGCCGAGUUGGAUUCUUCCAAUUUUGAUGUUAACGAUUUACCAUAUGUACCGCAAGAGGAUCUACUCAAUUUGGGACAUCGUGUUGGCGCGCGUAGGCGUCGUCAGCCGAUGCGUAAGGCGAAGCGUGGCAAAGUGCUAUUGAACGAGGCGGAAAACGAAUGCACUUGUUGAUGCUAAGCGACUGUCCGAAUUCUUGUACAAUUUUGUGGAUUAAUGAACUAAUGUCUUCUUUUUGUAUAACUGUUUAGUUGUAUGUAUAUUUUUUACAAUGUAUGUGCAAUAUGCUUAGGCGAGUGUAUCAUCUGUAUGUUGUUGUAUGUAUGUAUGUAUUUUUCUUUUUAUAAACAAACAAAGCGGAACAUUUUGUAUAAAACUUAAUAUGAAAGGAAUAAAUUUGAAUAAUAAACCUUUA
This is a messenger RNA of Bactrocera dorsalis (oriental fruit fly), 4863 nucleotides long. It is a transcript of the gene Su(var)2-10, whose product is annotated as E3 SUMO-protein ligase PIAS2. The record is from RefSeq and is a predicted model, not a curated record. Gene Ontology annotation, biological process: protein sumoylation; regulation of transcription by RNA polymerase II. Gene Ontology annotation, molecular function: transcription coregulator activity; zinc ion binding; SUMO ligase activity. NCBI's taxonomy places the organism in Eukaryota, Metazoa, Arthropoda, Insecta, Diptera, Tephritidae. The transcript is spliced from 10 exons. Bases 259 to 2604 code for a protein of 781 amino acids.